Maylandia zebra (zebra mbuna) is the source of this 1371-nucleotide messenger RNA. RefSeq names its product distal-less homeobox 1a (gene dlx1a). Gene Ontology annotation, biological process: cell differentiation; negative regulation of transcription by RNA polymerase II; embryo development. Gene Ontology annotation, molecular function: RNA polymerase II cis-regulatory region sequence-specific DNA binding; DNA-binding transcription factor activity, RNA polymerase II-specific. The record is from RefSeq and is a predicted model, not a curated record. Lineage: Eukaryota; Metazoa; Chordata; Actinopteri; Cichliformes; Cichlidae.
GCGAGUUUGUCUUGGUCCACAGCAUCAUUCCUAGGACUUUUCACGGGCACAAACUACAUUUUCUUAUGAAUGGAAAGAGAAAAAAUCUGUUCGGCUUAAAUUGGGAUCCGUCCUUCACUGAGAUCAUAGAAGGAAAACAACAAAAGCGAGACAAGGGGAACCGCCAGAAGAGAUGACAAUGACUACGAUUCCAGAAAGUCUUAAUAGCCCUGCCUCAGGAAAAACCGUUUUCAUGGAGUUUGGACCCCCGAGUCAACAAAUGUCGCCUUCCUCCAUGUCUCACGGACACUAUCCCAUGCACUGUUUACAUUCUGCAGGUCACACACAGCACGACAGCUACAGUCCAGCCUCGUCGUUCCCCAGAUCCUUGGGUUAUCCAUACGUAAAUUCCGUCGGCAGCCAUUCCACCAGUCCAUAUCUCAGCACAGUACAGACUUACCAAAACAGCUCGGGACUCACGCAGACACGAUUAGAAGAUGCAGCGCCAGAAACAGAGAAAAACACAGUGGUGGAAGGCGGAGAGGUGCGCUUCAACGGCAAAGGGAAAAAGAUUAGAAAACCAAGGACUAUAUAUUCGAGUUUACAACUUCAAGCCCUGAACAGGAGAUUUCAACAGACUCAGUAUUUGGCGCUACCGGAGAGAGCUGAGCUCGCAGCGUCGCUGGGUCUCACCCAGACACAGGUAAAAAUUUGGUUUCAGAAUAAAAGAUCCAAAUUCAAGAAGCUGAUGAAGCAAGGCGGUGGUACGAUCGACAGCAACGCUUUGGCCGCCGGCCGUGGACUUUCCAGUGGUUCUCCCUCGGUGGCACCUGUCUGGAGCUCGCCGACCACCGUGAAGACUUCAAUGGGCACGACCGGAUCUUACAUUCCCAGCUACACCUCAUGGUAUCCAACCACACACCAAGAGUCUAUGCAACAGUCACAGCUCAUGUGAGCAGAGAGCUCAGCAUCAGGAUGGUGAAAGGCCCAGCAGCCGCUGAGCGCGGCUCAGCAUUGACAAUGCACAACAAACAACAAGAUUCCCGGAGUUUGCUGCCGCAUCCCGCCAGCUGACACAGAGGCCUCCUCAUACCGAAGACGGCGAGCAGAGAUACAGAAGAAGAGAAGAGGUCAGACAGAGUGAAAAGGCGCACAAUGCGCCAGAGGGCAACCAGUCCGUGACCGUCCCUGACAGCGGAAAUCGCAGACAAAAGGAUCAUUUGUUUUUUUUUGGCUGCUUUUGUUUGUUGUUUUUUUUUGUUUUUUUUCCAAAUGUCGGUUUCUGUUUGUUUUCAAACUCAUAUUUGUGUGAACACUUCGGUUGUUGAGCUGUAGGCUACAUGUUUAUUAGAAAACACGUGUUUGUUUACGCCAGAUUGUCGGGGCCCAAGG